Dunckerocampus dactyliophorus (ringed pipefish) is the source of this 2556-nucleotide messenger RNA. RefSeq names its product gastrula zinc finger protein XlCGF57.1-like. Bases 323 to 2293 code for a protein of 656 amino acids. Lineage: Eukaryota; Metazoa; Chordata; Actinopteri; Syngnathiformes; Syngnathidae. Gene Ontology annotation, cellular component: nucleus. The record is from RefSeq and is a predicted model, not a curated record. The transcript has 2 exons. Gene Ontology annotation, biological process: regulation of transcription by RNA polymerase II. Gene Ontology annotation, molecular function: RNA polymerase II cis-regulatory region sequence-specific DNA binding; DNA-binding transcription factor activity, RNA polymerase II-specific.
GGAAGUUAUCGCAAGACGGUGUCGUUUAGUCGCUAUGAUCGUGUUUUUUUUUAAUUACGUAGACAUUUCUAUCAUGUCAAAGAAUAAUAUUCAACACAUCCAUUCUUCGUCCACGAUCAAUUUCUCUCAUGUUAAGUUGGCCGGCUAGCUGGUACCAAAGAGAGCGGAAGUUAAGAACACAUACUGCGCAUGAGUCGGUCGCCAUUUUGAACUAUUGUAAGAAAGAUUGCAACGAAAUCAUGAAGCUAGCAAGGCGACGAGAUUCUUGUCGCGUGCGUUGUGAUGUCGCUACAUAUUUUUUGUGAAAAUGUGUUAAGGAUAAAUGCUGAGAGCGUUGGUGAAUCGGCGACUAGCUGCGGCUGUUGAAUCAAAAUCGGCGGUGGUGAAAAGAACGAUAGCAGAGGACGAGGCGGAACUUUCUCGAAGAAAAGAGAGACAACGUCAACUACUGGACGCUGUUUUCAAGAAGCCUCAAUUUGUGUUACACAGAGCAGAUGUCAGCAAAGAACAUCUUCACUCCGAGCAGCAGGAGUGGAGCUCUAGGAUGGAGCAGGAGGUGCCACACCGCCCUCACAUUAAAGAGGAAGAGGAGGAGCCACAGUCUUUCAAUGUUAAAGAUGAAGAGGAGGAGAAACAGCCCCCCCAUGUUAAAAAUGAAGAGGAGAUACAGCCUUCCCACAUUAAAGUGGAGGAGCCACAGCUCUGCCACAUUAAAGAGGAAGAGGAGGAUUACAGCAUCAGUCAGGAGGGAGAGCAUCUUGAAGGAUUGGAGUUCCCAGUGAUUGGUGUCCAUGUGAAGAGUGAAGAUGAUGAAGACAAAGGUGAAAGUGAGGAGAAGAGAGAGGUGGAGCCUCCAAGCAGCAGCUCAACUCAACACAUGACAACAGAGGCUGAUGGAGACCACUGUGGAGGAUCACAAGCAGACAACCUCUUAGCUCCACUAUCAGAUAGUGACGACACAACGUCACACUCUCCUGACACUGAUGAUGAAGACUCUAAAGAUGAUAUGACAUGUCACACUGACAACACACGCUUUAAAUGCUCUCAAUGUGGGAAAACUUUUAAACACCAUUGUAAUCUGAAAGCACACAUGAGAAGUCACGCAGGUGAAAAACCAUUCAUGUGCUCAGUUUGUGGUAAAAGAUUCUCUCGAAAGCAAAGUUUGACCGUGCAUGCUAGAUCACACACUGGAGAGAAACCGUUUUCCUGUCCAGUGUGUGGUAAAGGUUUUGCACGACAAAGUGGUUUGAAAUUACACGUGAGAAAACACACUGGGGAAAAACCAUAUUCCUGUACAGUGUGUGGUAUAAGUUUGGCACGAAAAGAUAAUUUGAAAAGACACAUGACAACGCACAGUGGAGAAAAACCAUAUUCCUGUUCGGUGUGUGGUAAAGGUUUCACACAAAACAGAAAUUUGACAAUACACCUGAGAAGACACACCGGAGAAAAACCAUAUUCCUGUUCAGUUUGUGGUAAAGGUUUUUCCCGAAAAGGUGUUUUGAAAUUACACGCAAGAACACACACUGGAGAAAAACCAUAUUCCUGUUCAGUGUGUGGUAUACGUUUUGUAGAAAAAUAUUAUUUGAAAACACACCUGAGAAGACACACUGGAGAAAAACCAUAUUCCUGUUCAGUCUGUGGUAAAGGUUUUGCAUGUAAAGGUGAUUUGAAAAACCACAUGACAACACACACUGGAGAGAAACCAUAUUCCUGUUCAUUGUGUGGUUUAAGUUUUGCAAUCAAAUCUAAUUUGACUACCCACCUGAGAAGACACACUGGAGAAAAGCCAUAUUCCUGUUCAGUAUGUGGUGAUGGUUUUGCAUAUAAGGGUGGUUUGAAAAAACACAUGACAACACACACUGGACAGGGACCAUCCUGUUCAGUGUGUGGUGUAGCAUUUAGCCAUACUCAAUCUUUGAAAACACACAUGAGAACACACACUGGAGAGAAACCAUAUUCUUGUUCAGUGUGUGGUGUAAAUUUUGCACAAAAGGGUAAUUUGACAACACACCUGAGAAGACACACCGGAGAAAAACCAUAUUCCUGUUCAGUGUGUGGUAAAGGUUUUGCAUAUAAAGGCGAUUUGAAAAACCACAUGACAGCACACACUGGAGAGGAACCAACCUGUUCAGUGUGUGGUGUAGCAUUUAGCCAUACUCAGUCUUUGAAAAGACACAUGAGAAUACACACUGGAGAGAAAGUGUUUAGUUGCAGUGUGUGUGGCGAAAGAUUCUCUUAUAAGUACCAGCUUAACAAUCACAAUUGUGCUCGUGAGAACAGCAGCAGUAAAUGAAGCUGUAGGCUUUUAAUUUCCAUGUCUGCUGCUUCAGUUUUAUGAUGGCAAUUGGCAUAUACUUCAUAAUGUUUUAAAGACUGAUAAGAUGAAUUGUAAUUAAUAGCAAAGUCCCUCUUUGUGUGGAAAUGAACUUAAUUCCCCCCCCACACACACACACACACACACACAAAUGGGGAUGACUGUCAUUUUGAUUGUUCUGCAGUUGUUCCCUUUAGACCACACACACAUGUACAUACCGGGUAUUUAACCUUUAUUAAACU